AUAAUGUCCCGACCCCAAAAACGAAGUGAAUCCGCUCGAAAUUGUGUAAGAGAAAAAAAGAAGAUAACAAAAAUAUUAGACAGAUAGAAAAGAAAGAGGAAGAUGAUUAAGAUGAUAAAUCAGAUGGUUAACAAGUGAGAGAGAAAGAGAGAAGCGAAAAAAAAGUUCUAAACAAAGUUUUCUUACCUCAAACUUACCUUGUUUUCACAUUUUCCAUUUCGUUACAAGAGUUUGCAUCGUUUCGUUGUAACGUUUUCAUCCAUUAACGAUCAUUUCUGAUCAUCUCUUUUCUCUUGAUUGUUCAAAUUGUGAUUAACCUCAUCACUUAAUCAUCAUGUUAAUCAACUGAUUUCAAUUUUCUCCAAUCGUUACCAUGGAUAAUAUUUUUCUCUCGUUUUCUUAUUGAGUUUUCUGUGAACUUUAAUUGUGAUUUAAUUUUUUACUUUUUCGAUAAUAACUUUUUUUUUUAAAUUUUCUCUUUGUGGUGAAUUAAAUUGUUACAAUCAACAAAAUGGAUUAUAUCAGUUGUACAAUUAAAUCACCUUCGUAUCGAUACAAUCAAGGGAAAUCAAAGAUUGGCUUAUUGUGGAUACUUAAAUCAUGGUUAUGUUUAAUUGUUUUGAUUAAUUAUUUAAUUGUUCCAAUUGUUCAAAGUCAACGACACAAAGGACGUAAUUUCAAUGGAGCAGCUCUAUCAGCUUUAAUUGAUAUUUCAAAGGGUUACACAAUUAACUCAUCUCCACCAUUGGAUGGAUCAUCAUUAAGUUCAACAAUUAACAGUGAUUUACGUCGCAAUCAAGCAUUAAAGGAAAUACCUUCACCUUCAUUGGGUUUAAAUGAUGUCGUUAAUCAAGCUGAUCAAAUUGUUAGGAAACGACUUGAAGAUAUUGAACCAAAUAUAUUGUCGAGUGGAGCCAUUCAAACGCCUGGAUCACAAGGAUGGUUUCUUGCUGCUGCUUCUCGGACCAAAAUUGUUGCCAAAAAUUUCUCUCGUCCAGCUUUAAUUGCAGAAGAAUCAUCAAAAAUAAUCGCCAACAGUCUUAAGCUAUCUCGUAAUGAUAUUAUUACCAAUUUAGGGUCGACCGAUUUAAGAGGAACUCUACUUGAAAAUGAGUGUCCUCGAAAGGUUAACCUUUUACCUUGUCAUCCUGGUAAAUAUCGCUCAUUUUCGGGUCAUUGUAAUAAUGUUCAACAUCCUUAUUGGGGUAAUUCGGUAACAUCUUAUGUAAGGUAUUUUCCUUCCCAAUAUGCUGAUUCUAUUUCAUCUCCUCGAGCUUCAGUUACCGGUGGUGAACUCCCAUCGGCUCGUGAUGUCUCCAUUAGGGUUCACCAAGGUUCUGAGGUUGAACAUCCUCAUAUUACUACAUUACUUGCCUUUUUUGGAGAAUUUAUUUUCCAUGAUCUCUAUCACACCGCUCAAAUGGUUGGUCAUCGUGGUCAUCGUAUCAAAUGUUGUGGCCUCAAAUCAAAUCUAAUCCACCCUGAAUGUUUACCAAUAAGAAUUCAAAGAGACGAUCCAAUGUACAUAGAAAUGAAACAAACUUGUAUUGAUUAUGUACGAUCAUGUCCAGGUAUCAGAUUAGGUUGUACCCUUGGACCCAGAGAACAAGUUAAUCAGGUCACAUCCUUUUUAGAUGGAUCAACAAUCUAUGGAUCAUCGGAAGAGGAAUCUCACCUUAUUCGAAGCUUCAAAGAUGGUCAACUUAAAUCUCAAUUGGUCCAAGGUAAAAAUGGAGUUAAACGUGAACUAUUACCCGCUAUGGACGGAGCCCAAGAUUGUCGUGGUUCGAUGAGCCAUGUACCCGGUAAAGGUUGUUUCUAUGCUGGUGAUAUUCGGGUCAAUGAGAAUGUUGGUCUAACCUUGAUGCACACUUUAUGGUUACGUGAACAUAAUCGAAUCGCCCGUAAAUUGGCUUCUCUUAAUCCUCAUUACAAUGAUGAGAAAUUAUUCCAAGAAUCUCGAGCAAUUGUUGCCGGUCAAAUUCAACACAUUGUUUACACUGAACUUGUUCCAGCUCUUCUUGGUUCCGAAGUUACAACUCAAUAUGAUCUUAUUCCUUUAACCGAUGGAUUCUAUUCAGGAUAUAAUAUGGAAAUCGAUCCAAGUAUGGACAAUGCCGUUGCUACUGCAGUGUUACCCUUUUUAUAUUCAAUGUUACCCUCACGAUUAGAAAGAUAUUCACCUAAAUUGGCCAUGCUUGGUACUCGAAAAAUGUCCGAAACUUAUUUCAAUCCAUCUGAUCUCUAUGAUGUUGCUAAAUUUGAUGAAUAUCUGAUGGGACUUAUUUCACAAAAUGCUUACCAACCCGAUGUUUUUGUCUCCCGUGAAUUAACAAAUAAUAUUGUCCAAGAACCAAAAGAAGGUCUCGAUUUGGUUGCAAUUAUUAUUCAACAAGGUCGCGAUCAUGGUAUUCCAAGUUACACUCAUGUCCGUCGAUAUUGUUCAAUUGAACCAGAAAUUCGUAAUUGGGAUGAUUUAACAACCAUUUUAAAUGUUACAAUCGUUCAAAAAUUGUCUACCGUUUAUAAGGAUGUUAAUGAUAUCGAUUUAUUUACUGGUGGACUUGCCGAAGCUUCACUUCCAGGAGCUAUUGUUGGACCGACUUUUGCUUGUCUUCUUGCUCGACAAUUUAAUGCAAUUCGACGUGGUGAUCGAUAUUGGUACGAAAACGAUUUACCACCUUCGUCCUUUAGUAAAGCUCAAUUAACCGAGAUUCGAAAAGCAAGUUUAGCAAGUUUAAUCUGCGCUAACGGUGAUAGUAUGGACUUCGUUCAACCUUCGACUAUGGUUUUAUCUGAUGCUUAUCUUAACGCUUUCCAAUACUGUUCCAAUAUUCCGACAAUAAAUUUUGACCCAUGGAAAACUGAAUCUUCCCAAAGUCGAAUACCUCAAGCUGUGAUGAAGGAGACACUUGAAAAAGCAUCAGUACAAAUUAACAAUUUACGACAAUUGGAAAGAUCUUCAAUAGGUCAAGGAGCUCCUCGAGGAAGUCCUCAAGCUGAACAUUUAGGUUUCGCUCGACCCAAAAGACAAGCAAUCGAAAUGGGCAACACAUCUUUUGUUCUUGAAAUAAUUUCCAACAAUUUAGUUCGAUCACUUAUCAAACGACACAAGGAUCGUGAAGUUGGACGAUCGUUAAAAUUUGCUUUAGAUGAUAUUAUGACCAUGUUACCUGAAAUCGAUCUUGCUGAACUUGGAGAUGCUCGACCAUUACCCGAAAUAGCAGCAUUAAGGUCAAGUGAUUGUUUCGAAGAGCCAACACCCUGUGACCAUACAACUCCAUUCCGUACCUACACCGGUUGGUGUAACAAUUUAAAAAAUCCGAUUGUUGGUAAUUCGCUGAAAACUUUUGACCGUUUCUUACCUUCCCGAUACGAUGACGGAAUCGCUUCACCUCGAAAAAAGACCAAAUCGGGUAAAAUAUUGCCCUCUGGUCGUUUAGUAUCAACCUCAAUGCACUAUGAUAUUAGUUCACCUCAUGUUCGUUAUGCUUUGGUCACUAUGCAAUUUGGUCAAUUUCUUGAUCACGAUCUUACCUUUACACCGAUGUACUUGGGUCCUGGUAACACAAUUUUAAAUUGUAAAUCUUGCGAUUCUCGAAAAACAGUUCACCCUGAAUGUAAUCCAAUUCUAAUUCCCAAAAAUGAUCCACAUUUUCCCUCCGUUAAUUCAACUACUGGUAAACGUCAAUGUUUACAUUCUGUUCGGUCGAUAAAUGGUCAAACUCGCCUUGGACCAAGAGAGCAGAUCAACCAAAUUACACCGCUACUUGAUGGGUCCAAUGUUUAUGGUUCUGAUCCUUGUGAAGCUCGUAUGUUACGUUCGUUAACCGGUGGUCGGCUUAAUGCAACCCGUCAUCCACUUCCAGGUCACAAAGAGCUACUACCACAAACCUCAGAGCAUCCUGAAUGUGUUGCACCUUCUGGACUUUGUUUCGAAGCGGGUGACGUACGAUCAUCGGAACAACCAAGUUUGGCCUGUAUGCACACCAUUUGGCUUCGUCAGCAUAACAAAAUUGUCGGAGAAUUGGCCUCAGUUAAUCCUCAUUGGGAUGAUGAGAAACUUUAUCAAACCGGUCGUAAGAUUGUCGGUGCGCUUCUUCAACGUGUCACUUACGGUGAAUUUUUACCUCGAGUCUUGGGUAUCGAUUAUUUGAACAAAUUUGGACUUGCCCUUUCAACCUCAGGUUAUCAUGAAGGUUAUGAUCCAAACUGUCGACCAGUUAUUUUCAAUGAAUUCGCGGCCGCUGUUUUCCGUUUUGGUCAUUCACUUCUUCGUCCAUCAUUCGCUCGUCUUGGUAGAACCUUUCGACCAGUUGAUGGACCACUUAAACUUCGAAGUUCCUUCUUCAAUUCAGACAUGCUUUAUUCAGCUGGUGCUAUUGAUAAUAUUCUCAGAGGAAUCAUUACAAAUAGUAUUGAGACUUUGGACAAUUCAAUUACCGAAGAAGUGACCAAUCAUUUGUUCGAGGAUCGAAAGGUUCCUUUCUCAGGAAUGGAUCUUAUUUCAUUGAAUAUUCAACGUGCUCGUGAUCAUGGAAUUCCUCCUUAUAAUGAAUACAGAGUAGCUUGUAAUAUGAGUCGAGCGAAAACAUUUGACGAUUUGUCGAAUGAAAUUUCACCUAAUCUAAUUUCACGAUUGAAAAAACUUUACGAGCAUGUUGAUGAUAUCGAUCUAUUCACUGGUGGUAUUUCUGAAACUGCUUUACAUGGUGGUUCAGUUGGGCCAACUUUCGGCUGUGUAUUAGGACUCCAAUUCCAACGAUUGAAACGAUGUGAUCGUUUUUGGCAUGAAACAAAUGAUCCAUUCAUACGUUUCACCGAAGCUCAGUUGAAUGAAAUUCGUAAAAUGAGUCUGGCCAAAGUGAUUUGUGACAAUUCAGAUUCAAUUGAUAUUAUUCAACGUCAUGUUAUGGAUCUUCCUGAUUCAUUCCUAAAUCCUCGAGUUCCAUGUUUAUCUUUACCUUCAAUUGAUGUAACUAAAUGGCGAGAUACUGGAGAUUCUUGUCUUAUGGCCGGUAAACUAAUCAAAACUGGCCGAUCUAUGAGACCCUCACCCUGUACCAUGUGUAUCUGUACAAAUGAAGGACCAAUCUGUCAUUCGAUUAAGGUGAAAAAUUGUUUCAAUCUAUUGACUUCAUAUCAACACAAUCAAAUCUUGGAGGAUAAUGUUUGUGCUGUUCAAUGUUCAUUUGCCAUGAAAGUUGCCAAACUUUCUUAAAUUAGUUUGCUCCAGAUUAUCAUCAUCAUCAUCAUCAGCAUCAUUUGCAUCAUCUCUCUCACUCUUAUCCAGAUGAUGAAAGAGAGAGAGAGGGAAAGAUGAGGAUAUUAAUGGACCUUUGGAUUAUCCAGAUAACUGUAAUCCUAAACCACUUCAUACUCAUUUAAAGUUAUCACUUGAAAUCUUGACAGUAUCUUGCCUUUAACAACUAUUUGCACCACUAUCAUUAUCAUUAUCAUCAUCAUCAUCAUCAUCAUCAUCCACUAUGAUUAACAAUCACCACCGUCAGUACAUAUGCAGUAUCUCAUCAUCAUCAUUGCCAUCAUCACCUUAUCAUCAUCAUGAUGAUGUUUGCAUGUCUCAUGUCAACAAAAAUUUACCUGUUUCCCUCCUCAUGUAUUACCAAUGAUAGAGGAUGAAGAAAAAAAUUACUUAAUUAUAUUGAGACUGAUUUUCACCUUUAUCCUCAUCUUAAUCAUUAUUGUCAUCUAAUUAUAUCAAUUACAUAUUCACCUCUCAUCACCAUAUCUAAGGGCCUCUUCUUUUAAUAUUAUUACAUUAUCAAGAGACCGUUUAUCUUAAUUAUCAUCAUCAUUAUCGAAACUGCCAAAAAAAAGCAAGGAUUGAUUACUCACAAUCAAUGACAAUCUAUUGUUUAUUGUUUAAAUAUCUUUGAUUACUUUGUCUACUGUCAACAAUUAACUUGAUCUGGAUUUGGAUGGUGGUGUUGAUUGUUAGGCCCAAGGAGAUAAUCAAGUUUAUCACUACAAGAGAAACGAAUUAUGAAUUAGAUUUAAUUUCAAUACAAUUAACUGAACAAUCAAAGAUGCAACAACAAAAAAAUCAAACUUAAUCAGAUAAACACACUUGUUAAUUUGAUCAACAAUUAGUUUAAGUAUGGUAAUCAUAAUUAACUAAAUUGUAUUAUAUGAUUAAUAUGAAAUUAAGAUUGAAUAAAAAGCAGAAAAUAAAACUCACAAUUAAAAUCA
Panonychus citri (citrus red mite) is the source of this 6210-nucleotide messenger RNA. RefSeq lists its product as uncharacterized. Gene Ontology annotation, molecular function: heme binding; peroxidase activity. Gene Ontology annotation, biological process: response to oxidative stress. Lineage: Eukaryota; Metazoa; Arthropoda; Arachnida; Trombidiformes; Tetranychidae. The transcript is spliced from 11 exons. The coding region runs from base 512 to 5221 and encodes 1569 amino acids. The record is from RefSeq and is a predicted model, not a curated record.